AGCCAUUUCAGUAGCACAACCCAAAGUGCAUAACAAAAUGGCUCUUGUCUGUAAACAUCUUUGUAGAUAUUCACUCCUAAACUAUAAUAUAUUCAAAUCUCCAUUACUUCGGAGUAAAAGAAUUCUACAUCAAUAUUUUCCGAAAAUGAAAAUGCCCAGAGUGAACGUGAAAUGCAAAGUAACAGAAGUUACCGGCACCUCGCCUGCAAAAAGGCUGAAUGAAAUGCAUCCUGAGGGGAAAAUGCUGCUGAAAUUUGCCAGACUUUCUGACCAUGCUACCUCUCCAACAAGAGGGUCUACAAAAGCGGCAGGCUAUGAUUUGUACAGUGCUUACGACUAUGUAAUUCCCGCUAUGGAUAAAGCCAUCGUGAAAACUGACAUUCAGAUCGCUCUUCCUUCUGGUUACUACGGAAGAAUAGCUCCAAGGUCUGGAUUAGCAGCAAAAUAUUUUAUAGACGUUGGAGCUGGUGUUGUUGAUGAAGAUUACAGAGGGAAUGUUGGUGUUGUGCUCUUCAAUUUCAAUAAAGACAGUUUUGAAGUUAAAAAGGGUGACCGAAUAGCACAACUAAUAUGUGAAAAGAUUUGCUACCCAGAGCUUCAGGAACAUGAGACCCUGGAUGAGACUGAACGUGGAGCUGGUGGCUUUGGAUCUACUGGAACAAAUUAAAGUGGAAGUUGGUCCAAUUUAUUACUUGUUUAAUAAUAAAAAAUAAGCAUUUGCUUAAAUGUGUUGGUGUUUAUUGUUAUAGAAGGGAGUGUAUAUACCCAUGCUGUAUAAUAAAAAAGGCUCUAGUCUAGAGUUAUCAUUCA
This is a messenger RNA of Polyodon spathula (Mississippi paddlefish), 810 nucleotides long. Its product is annotated as deoxyuridine 5'-triphosphate nucleotidohydrolase-like. The record is from RefSeq and is a predicted model, not a curated record. The coding region runs from base 38 to 667 and encodes 209 amino acids. Lineage: Eukaryota; Metazoa; Chordata; Actinopteri; Acipenseriformes; Polyodontidae. Gene Ontology annotation, molecular function: dUTP diphosphatase activity; magnesium ion binding. The transcript is spliced from 7 exons. Gene Ontology annotation, biological process: dUTP catabolic process; dUMP biosynthetic process.